Molecule: messenger RNA, 1691 nt
Organism: Heterocephalus glaber (naked mole-rat)
Lineage: Eukaryota; Metazoa; Chordata; Mammalia; Rodentia; Bathyergidae
Source: RefSeq, a predicted model, not a curated record
GAGCCCUCCUUCGCAGAUGCAUUUUGUGAAGUGGCAGCCUAGAUUUGGAAGGGCGAGCUGUGACUGCAGAUCCACCCAUGCUGUGAAGCCAAGUGAGCAUAUAGCCCCAAACGAAGAAUGAAAUCCUCAAAGAUGUAUUGCUGACCUUGAACAUCAUCCCACUUGAAAGUCACAGGGAAGCUCAGCCAUCAGUAUGUCCAAGUACAAACUUAUUAUACUGAGACAUGGAGAGGGUGCUUGGAAUAAGGAGAACCGAUUUUGUAGCUGGGUAGAUCAGAAACUUAACACCGAAGGAUUAGAGGAAGCUCGGAAUUGUGGGAAGCAACUCAAAGCACUAAACUUUGAGUUUGAUCUUGUGUUCACAUCCAUCCUUAAUCGGUCCAUUCACACAGCCUGGCUGAUCCUGGAAGAGUUGGGGCAGGAAUGGGUCCCUGUGGAAAGCUCCUGGCGUCUAAAUGAGCGUCACUAUGGGGCCUUGAUUGGGCUCAACAGGGAGAAAAUGGCUUUGAAUCAUGGUGAAGAACAAGUGAGGCUGUGGAGAAGAAGCUACAGUGUGACCCCACCUCCCAUCGAGGAGUCACAUCCCUACUACCAUGAAAUCUACAAUGACCGGAGGUAUAAGGUAUGCGAUGUUCCCUUGGAUCAGCUGCCACGAUCUGAAAGCUUAAAGAAUGUUCUGGAGAGACUUCUUCCUUACUGGAAUGAAAGGAUUGCUCCUGAAGUACUGAAAGGCAAAACCAUUCUGAUAUCUGCUCAUGGAAAUAGCAGUAGAGCGCUCCUGAAACAUCUGGAAGGUAUCUCAGAUGAAGACAUCAUCAACAUUACUCUACCUACUGGAGUCCCCAUUCUCCUGGAGCUGGAUGAAAAUCUGUGUGCUGUUGGGCCUCACCAGUUUCUGGGGAACCAAGAGGCCAUCCAGGCAGCCAUUAAGAAAGUGGAUGAUCAAGGAAAAGUGAAACAAGCCAAAAAAUAAAGAUUUUUCAACAUGAUGGCUGGCCAGGAAUAGAUGUGCCAUGCAUUGUGUUAUGGGUGCUGAUUUCUCUCUUUUUCCCCUGAAUUUUCAGAUAUUUCCAAGGCUAGGUAGUAGAAUCUGUGUAAACUUAUCUUGGCCCAGAUAAUACUUAAGAAUGCAUAAGUGCUUAUGUCAUAAACCUUACGGGUUAGCUUUCCUGCUAGUCCUGUUUGAACUAGUCACUAAACUAAUAACCAGUGGGGUUUAAUCAGGGUUGUUUUGUUAGUUUCUGAGAUGGGAGAGUGACAAAUUUAGAUAAAGUUUAAGGUAUUCAUUCAAUAAAUCAUUCAGACACCAACAGGAACUAUACCAAUAGGUAGUUCAUGUUUUUUAUUUCAUAAGACUUUCUAAAAUGAUAGUAAGGAUUAUUAGAUAAUGUACAAUACAUAUAAAUAUUUAUUACUAGUCUUUUCCUUUAGGAAAAGGAAUGCUUUGGUAGUUAAGACCAGCAGCCCAUUAAAUGGGAAAGUCACAGAUGGUUUCUUCAAGAAGGCUGACCAACAUUCUAACAAGACCCUUUCUCAAGUCCAGAGUCAUCCUUUGUUUGACAUUCAGUAGAAUUCUUCAGCCACUAGAAUGAGCUGUGGUUGUUUAUGAUCCAUUUGUUUUGUUUUUUGAACUUUAACCUUUGGGUACUUACAGUUGGUUUAAAAAUAAAAUUCUGUGACUGAAAAUGGCC